Messenger RNA from Oncorhynchus keta (chum salmon), 1520 nucleotides. RefSeq names its product C-type lectin domain family 6 member A-like. Bases 585 to 1520 code for a protein of 311 amino acids. The record is from RefSeq and is a predicted model, not a curated record. The transcript has 5 exons. NCBI's taxonomy places the organism in Eukaryota, Metazoa, Chordata, Actinopteri, Salmoniformes, Salmonidae.
UUACAGCUUCGUCUGACCAAGUGGAAAAAAAAUAGGUGUCUUUUUCGGGAGUGUGUGCAGGACAGAGAAAUAGCAAUACCUACACUAUUGUUUUACAUUCAACCACCUUCUUCAUCCUCAUCAUUCAGUUCAUUGAAAUACAAUUUUGAAUGCACAAUUAUGAGUUUAUAUUUGGUUUAUACCACCCAUUCAUUGACAGCAUUAAUUCAGGUAGAGACACAUUAGACCUUGGGACCCAAAAGCAUAAUCAGUGCUCUAACUCCCCCUUGUGGUGGUCUGGAGCAAUGAUUCAGUAACGCAAGGUAACAUACUAAACCACAAAUGACCUCUAAAUCCUGCGGCAUAAUCUUAAUUAAUUGAGGAAACACUGUAAAUCACACAGACACAGGACAGUCUAGGGAAAAGACACAGCUACAGAUGUAUAUUAGAGUUGAGGUUAGAAGAAUAAGUUACUGUAUUUGACCACACUCACAUACACACACGCACACACACAUUAAAUAGGUGAGAGUAACCUGUAGUAUCAUACCGUUAUUUGUCCUAAUCCUGGAUGAUACAGUAAAACACAUUACCAAAGAUCUUUAAUCAUGUGUGAUUCAGUACAUGUUCAGUGGUGGGAGAGACCCUCUGGAGUUGCUGCAGUGUGUCUGGGGCUGCUGUGUGUUCUCCUACUGGCUGGGAUCAUAGGCCUGUCUGUCUACUAUGGAGUCACUGAUCAUCACGACUCAACAGAGAUAGACCAGCUACAGGACAGAAACAGCCUUCUGACUAAAGAGAGAGACCAGCUACAGACUGAGAAAAAAGUUCUUAGCGAGAGGCUUUCUAAUCUCAAACAAACCUGUCCUGAAUGCUGGCAGAAGUUUGAAUCCAGUUGGUACUUCCUGUCUACUGAGACUAAACCCUGGAAGGGGAGCAGAGAGGACUGUCUGGAGAAAGGAGCAGACCUGGUGAUCAUAAACAGUGAAAAGGAACAGGAGUUUCUCUUCAACCUCAACAAGGGAGUCUGGAUUGGUCUGACUGACUCUGUUACUGAGGGGACCUGGAAAUGGGUGGACGGCACCCCACUGACCAACCCAAGGUACUGGUCUCCACAUCAGCCGGAUAAUGGUGGCAGCAAACCAGAAUAUGGUGAGGAGGACUGUGUUCAGAUACAUAAAGAACAGAGUUCUCGAAAGUCAUGGAAUGACAUAUCAUGUCUCAGAAACUCAACUGGGUUUGUGAGAAAGUGCUUUAACAUCACCAUGACAACAUACUGUAACACAUACAGUGCACACAACUUUCUCCUUCAUUCUCUCUCUCACACACACACCGUCACACACCCUCAUUCACACACACACACACACACACACACACACACACACACACACACACACACACACACACACACACACACACACACACACACACACACACACACACACACACACACACACACACACACACACACACACACACACACACCUAUUGUUGUAUUUGUUUGUAGUAUCAUAUUAAUAAAAGUCCUACUUAUUUCCUGUUUGUAA